Messenger RNA from Phyllotreta striolata, 1698 nucleotides. The record is from the annotation of a GenBank genome assembly. NCBI's taxonomy places the organism in Eukaryota, Metazoa, Arthropoda, Insecta, Coleoptera, Chrysomelidae.
AUGAGUUUCGAUAACGUGGUGUCACGUUUAGGGGAAUUCGGACCGUAUCAAAGGAAAAUAUAUUUUUUGCUAUGUUUACCUGCGAUUUUGUGCGCUUUCCAGAAAAUGGGCAACGUUUUUUUGGUUGCCGAACCGGAUUACAGGUGCAGACUACCGGAUGAGCCAAAAAAUGCAAGUUACCAUUUGAACAAUACAAUUUUAUCUACAUAUUACCCAAAAGACAAGCUACACCAAAAAUAUUCAUCGUGCGAAAUAAUAAUAGACGGAAAAAUUGAAAAAUGCGAUUCGUACAUUUUCGACGAUUCAGUGUACGGCUAUACAUCAGUCAUCGAAUACGAUUUGACGUGCAGCAAAGCCUACUUGAUAGCUACCUCGAACGCCAUCUUCAUGGUCGGAGUAAUGCUGGGCUCGAUAGGGUUCGGUGAAAUGUCCGACAGGUGCGGUCGUAAACUGACCUUCUUCGUAUCCCUAGUAUCCUUACUAGUAACGGGCUUAAUAGCGGCCAUAGCGCCAGAAUUGUGGACGUUCACGUUUGCUAGGAUGUGCGUGGGGGCCUGCACUUCGGGCGUGUUUCUCGUCGCCUAUGUAAUAGGCUUGGAAAUGGUGGGGCCUUCUAAGAGGUUCAUCGCGGGGACCGUUUGUCACAUAUUCUUCUCGUUUGGCUACACGCUCAUAAGCCCCAUGGCGUAUUACAUAUACGAUUGGAGAUGGUUGCAAUUCGCUCUCACCAUACCGGGCGUGUUCUUUCUAAUGUACUGGUGGCUCAUCCCGGAAUCGGCGCGCUGGCUGUUGACCAAAGAACGUACGAAAGAGGCCAAAAAACUGAUUCAAGAAGCCGCGAAGUACAAUAAAGUUUCCAUAACGGACGAGACGUUGGAUCAAUUAUUGGCAGAUGCUAAAGGUACGAACGUACCGAAAGACAACCAAACCACGUCGAUAUUGCACGUGUUUAAAUAUCCCAAUAUGAGGAAAAAGACUUUAGUUAUAUUUUUCGAUUGGUUUGCGAACAAUCUCACGUACUAUGGUUUGUCGUGGAAUAGCAACAACUUAGCCGGCAAUCCGUAUUUGAAUUUCGUACUGUUAGGAGCAGUCGAAAUUCCCGGUUAUUUGAUAUUACUUUUGUUCCUCAACCGAUGGGGCAGGACGAAAUUGAUGUGUUGUUGCAUGAUGGUAGCAGGAAUUAUGUUGCUAAUAAGCAUAGCAGUACCGAAAGAGCAUCAAUGGCUCAUUAUAACGUUGACGAUGUUAGGUAAGUUAUCCAUAACCGCCAGUUACGGAGCCGUUUACAUACUCUCCACCGAACAGUUCCCUACUGUCGUUAGAAACGCCGGGUUAGGGGCCGGUUCAACUAUGGCGAGAUUCGGGUCUAUAUUGGCUCCCUACAUCAACGCAUUGGUACGAAUUGCACUGGAAAUGCGUAGGGGAAUUGAUAUUAAUAUCGAGUUAUUUCAGGCCCACGUGUGGCAGCCAUUGCCUUUGCUCAUAUUCGGUUCGGCCGCUCUAAUCGGAGGCGUCAUGUCCUUGGUUUUACCGGAGACGUUGAAUAAAAAAUUACCCGAAACUAUGGAGGAAGGCGAAAUGUUCGGACGGAAGAAAAAGAAACUGGACAUCAACGAAAUGGAUUUGAAUCAACCAAAUAAAUUAACCGAAAACGGCAACGCCGAAGAUAAAUUAGUACAAAAUAACGGUGCCCAGUGA